GUGCCGGGGAGCCCCUCUUCAUGCUGUACUGUGCCAUGAAGCAGCAGAUGGAGAAGGGCCCCAUUGACGCCAUCACGGGCGAGGCGCGCUACUCCCUCAGCGAGGACAAGCUCAUCCGCCAGCAGAUCGACUACAAGACCCUGACUCUCCACUGUGUAAACCCGGAGAAUGAGAACGCCCCGGAGGUGAUGGUCAAGUGCCUGAACUGCGAUACCAUCACCCAGGUGAAGGAGAAGCUCCUGGACGCUGUGUACAAGGGCAGUCCCUACUCCCAGCGGCCCAAGGCUGGGGACAUGGACCUGGAGUGGCGCCAGGGCAGGAUGGCUCGAAUCAUUCUCCAAGACGAGGACGUCACCACGAAGAUUGACAAUGACUGGAAGCGCUUAAACACACUCGCUCACUAUCAGGUUACAGACGGGUCAGCCGUUGCCCUUGUGCCAAAGCAGAACUCUGCCUACAACAUCUCCAACUCCUCAACAUUCACUAAAUCUCUUAGCAGAUAUGAGAGCAUGCUGAGGACGGCCAGCAGCCCAGACAGCCUGCGUUCCCGGACGCCCAUGAUCACGCCAGACCUGGAGAGCGGCACCAAGCUGUGGCACCUGGUCAAGAACCACGACCACUCAGACCAGCGGGAGGGGGACCGCGGCAGCAAGAUGGUGUCCGAGAUCUACCUGACCCGUCUGCUGGCUACCAAGGGUACGCUACAGAAGUUCGUGGAUGACCUUUUCGAGACGAUCUUCAGCACAGCUCACCGGGGCAGUGCCCUGCCUCUGGCUAUUAAGUACAUGUUCGACUUCCUGGACGAGCAGGCGGACAAGCACCAGAUCACUGACUCCGACGUCAGACACACCUGGAAGAGCAACUGCUUACCGCUCCGCUUCUGGGUGAACGUCAUCAAGAACCCCCAGUUCGUCUUUGACAUCCACAAGAACAGCAUCACUGACGCCUGUCUAUCAGUGGUGGCACAGACCUUCAUGGACUCCUGCUCCACCUCCGAGCACAAACUGGGCAAAGACUCACCCUCCAACAAGCUGCUCUACGCUAAAGACAUCCCCAACUACAAGAACUGGGUGGAGAGGUACUACUCGGACAUCGCCCGCAUGCCGGCCAUCAGUGACCAGGACAUGAGCGCCUACCUGGCGGAGCAGUCCCGGCUGCACCUCAGCCAGUUCAACAGCAUGAGCGCGCUGCACGAGAUCUACUCCUACAUCGUCAAGUACAAAGACGAGAUCUUGUCCGCACUACAGAAGGAUGACCAGGCUCGCCGGCAGAGACUCCGCAGUAAGCUGGAGCAGGUCAUCGACACCAUGGCGCUGUCCAGCUGAGAACCGCUCGGCCAGCAGCGGUGGAACUGGAGAACCCUCUUAACACCCCCCCCCCCCCCCCCCCCCCCCCCAAAAAAAAACAAAAAAACAAACAGGAAGCUAAAGGACUGCAACAUGGACUGCAGCAGUACACUGGAGACCCACCACAAGCUCCUAGGGUGGCACCUUUUGCAUCACAUCCCGUUUCCCCUCCAGCUGCCUAAGAACUGUUACACUUCCCGUGGGCAGCACUCUUAGUGCUGGUUGCUCUACAGGUUACUUUUGAUUUUGUUUGUAGUUUUUUUUAUAUAUAUAUAUAUAUAUAUAUAUAUAUAUAUAUAUAUAUAUAUAUCAAUCAGUCAUCCGCUGCAGUUGUUGAACUGCUGUGUAGAAGGCAAGGAGGGAAGGAGCAGAGAAGAAUGUCGUCGGACUACAGGGAUCAUGCUUCCAUCGUGUGAAUGGACACACUGACGGAAGUCCUUCUCCCAUGUGGAUGAAUGGAUGGAUGGAUGUCACUCCCUUUUAGUGCUUCAUUUUCAAAAAAUGGUUUUAUAUAUUUUUUAUUUUUUGUUUUGUUUUAUCGAUCUGCCCACUCGCUCCAGUCUCCUGCCACAUGUGUUACUGCUGAAUUUGCACAAAUAACAGGAACAAAAGAUGAAAUAUAUAAAUAUAAAUAUAUAUAUAUAUAUAUAGAUAUAUAAAUGCAACUGCAUUUUUUAAAGACAAAAUGAAAAGAAGUUUUCCAUUUUAUCGUAGAGAGUUCAACAAAAAAUGGAUUUGAUAUUUCAAAGACUGAAUAAUGAAAAUGAAAAAAAGAAAGGUGUCAUGUGCCAUGUUUUAUUUGAAUGUUGUUUAGUGCAGAACUUUUUUUAGAUUAAAAAAUGUGCUAUUAUUUAA
Messenger RNA from Alosa sapidissima (American shad), 2201 nucleotides. RefSeq names its product plexin-A1-like. Gene Ontology annotation, molecular function: semaphorin receptor activity. Bases 21 to 1325 code for a protein of 434 amino acids. The record is from RefSeq and is a predicted model, not a curated record. Gene Ontology annotation, biological process: regulation of cell shape; semaphorin-plexin signaling pathway involved in axon guidance; negative regulation of cell adhesion. The transcript has 9 exons. Gene Ontology annotation, cellular component: semaphorin receptor complex. NCBI's taxonomy places the organism in Eukaryota, Metazoa, Chordata, Actinopteri, Clupeiformes, Clupeidae.